This is a messenger RNA of Peronospora matthiolae, 516 nucleotides long. The record is from the annotation of a GenBank genome assembly. Lineage: Eukaryota; Oomycota; Peronosporomycetes; Peronosporales; Peronosporaceae.
AUGACCACUACGCGGCGUCUACAAGCGUGUCUACAGCGAUGGCACCUGCUCGGACGCUACCACGUCAACAAGUGGCAUUAUGACGGGUCCAAGUGGAUCGACCGGCUGUUGUAUGGAACGGGAAGCACAGGGAACGGGCCGCAGGUAGCGUCCGUGGCAUUCAUGAUUACGCGCAACAUGCGUCAGCAGCUCAUGGACGCUGGUUUCCCGGCCUCUGCCAUCGCGACGCUGCAGCCAGCCACAGCACAGCAGAUUAUUGCUAGUAAGGUCACAUUUGGGAAGUUUGAGGAGCUUCAGAAGCUGCGGCAGGUGGAGGAAGAAGGAGCGACAGCUAAGCUGGCGUUGAAGAAGGAGGCAGAACAGCAGGAGACUCGGCAGAACGAGCGAGUAGCGGUGGAAGGAAGGUUGGAAGAAGAGCAGCAACUGAAGCCGAAGCAGAAGGUGAAUUCUACUGUACUUGCGGUGAUGCAAGAGAAAGCUAUAGACGAUAAGAACAUAAAGGUAACGAAGGACUGA